CCUCCCCUCCGGGCGGCGAUUGGCGGCGGCGCUGCCGGGCGUGAGGCGGGGCGGCGGGGCGGGGCGGGGCGGCCCCAGAGCGGCGGGCGGCAGCAGGUGGCUCCGCUCCGUGCCGCGCCGCUCCGCGCUGCUCCGCGCUCCCGCCUCGCCUCGUCUCGCCGCCUCAGCGCGGCCCCCGCCGCAGCCAAGACGCCGCGGGCCGUGCUCCGAGUGAAGAAUGGGGCGGCGAAGCUGGCCAAGCCGCCGGCGGCGGCGGGCGAGGCCCCCGGCGGCGCCCCCGGACCCGGGCUCUUCAUGGAGCGGUCGCAGAGCCGCCUCAGCCUCUCCGCCUCCUUCGAGGCCCUGGCCAUCUACUUCCCCUGCAUGAACAGCUUCGACGAGGAGGACGCGGAUGGAGAUGGUCGGAGACUCAAAGGAGCCAUCCAAAGGAGCACAGAAACUGGGCUGGCUGUUGAAAUGCCCAGCCGGACUGUCCGUCAAGCCAGCCAUGAGUCCAUUGAGGACAGCAUGAACAGCUAUGGAUCAGAGGGAAACUUGAAUUUCAGUGGAGUCCAUCUGGCAUCAGCUGGGCAGUUUAGUGACUUCCUGGGGAGCAUGGGCCCUGCACAAUUUGUUGGACGUCAGACCUUGGCCACCACUUCAAUGGGGGAUGUGGAAAUUGGCUUGCAAGAGCGAAAUGGGCAGCUAGAAGUGGAUAUCAUUCAGGCUCGAGGACUGACACCAAAACCCGGCUCCAAAACACUGCCAGCUGCUUACAUCAAAGCUUACCUGCUAGAGAAUGGCGUGUGCAUUGCGAAAAAGAAGACAAAAGUGGCUCGCAAAUCAUUAGACCCUUUGUACAAUCAGGUGUUACUGUUUGCUGAGAGCCCCCAGGGCAAAGUAUUACAGGUGAUAGUCUGGGGAAACUAUGGACGCAUGGAGCGCAAGCACUUCAUGGGAGUCGCCAGGGUCCUCCUGGAAGAACUGGAUUUGUCAACUUUAGCAAUCGGCUGGUACAAGCUCUUCCCAACCUCCUCAAUGGUAGAUCCCACUACGGGCCCACUCCUGCGUCAGUCCUCACAGCUUUCCCUGGAGAGCACAGUGGGACCCUGCUGUGACAGGUCUUAGAGAGUAAGGAAGGGGGAACUGCUUUUGUUUUUUAAACAUGCUGUCAAGGUUUUGUUUGCUGGAACUCUGACCUCAAGCGCAAUGCAUGUUCAAUCAGUUCUUGUGGAGCUGGAAGAGGAGGAUAAACCAGUGACCUUAGACAGAAGACGAGGGGGAGGGCGCUGUGCCCUCUCUGUCCGAGGAGGAGGUGCUGUGGGGCAUGAGUCCUAGUUGUCAAAUUAGACGUACACCUCUUGUUUCACUUCUCUCGCUGUCAUUCUUGGACCCUUGUUUCAGAUCAGUAUUAACCCUGGAAAGUUGCAGCAUUUGAAAGAAUUUGGGGGGAGUAAGGAAGGUAUUUUUCUUAACUGUGAUUUCUAAUAUGGAUUCUUUCAUGAGAAAGUACCUGAAAAAUUCAGAGGCCAAUAUCUGACCUAAAAAGAGUAGAAGCAGAAAGUUUAAGAGGGAGCAUUAGGGUCUUUUUUUAUAAGGUCUUUUCUUCUUGAAAGGAAGAAAAAGAAACCUGCAACUCUUUCUUUAUAAUCAGUUCCCUAUCACUGAGUCAUGUUAACUGUAACACUGUCAUUGCUGUGUUUUCAAACUGUGCCAAAUUACCAGCAAGUGUCUUUACUGCAUUACUUGUCUAACACUGCUGAUGAAGCAUACUUGGUGGGAGAAUAAGUAGCACCUACUUAGACCAGACAGUUUGAACAGAGUUCAAGUUUAGCAGGCUAAUUAACUGCAAUUUUGCUCAGAAAAAAAAACAGUAGAAGAGGGAGCUGAACAUCAGACUUGCAGCUUGAGAUAUGUUUUGUAUUGUCAGAUACAAUGUUCUGCAAUUUACUGACUCCCUUAAUUGUUGCUGUGCAUCCUUCAGUCAUGGUGUCUUCUAUCUCCUGCUUUUCUUCCAUCUCCUUUGUACUGGUACAUAUCUGCUGGAGAUGCUGCCCUUCCUGUUGUGCUAUGGACUGACCUGAAACAGGACCGUUUUAUUCUGCCACAGGAGAGGAGAUUGAGGUUUCUGGGGUUGCAGAAGAAAGAAAGAAACCUCAGUUUGUCAUCUGACAAGAAGGUGCUGGAGAGCACGUAACCUUCCUUGUGGAGAGGAAGGUGCUUUAGGCAGUCUCGGUAGUACACAAACAUUGUCAAGUGUCCUGCAAGAGGAGGUGCAAUCCCCAAAGUACGGAGAGGUAGUGGGUGAAGAAUCUGAAGACGCAGUGGUUGCAGCAUGUGUAUUUUGCUAAUUGAAGUGCAACACUAACUGUAAACAAGUCUUGUAGAUUAAGCCAGUAAAGCACAUUCUCUGACCUACUGAGCUACAGCAGCUGUUAUCAGCAGAGUUGUGUGCUGGAGUAAGUGCGCUAGAUGCUUCAGACAAUUAAAAACUUACUGUUGAAAAUCACAGAGAAUCUCCAGAGAUUUUCUGUUGAUAGACCUGUUUUGGCUAGGUUUUGUCUUAGUUUCUAAUGAGGAUUUGAUGACUGCUGUCUCAGAAUAAACUUUUGGAGAUGUUUCACUUUGUGAUUUGAAAGCGAAGGUCCCAUGUCACAUUUAGGAAUGAGCAGAUUCUUGACCUGUCAUAGAGGCAUACUGAACAUUUAUUUCUGCAUGUGGACCUCAGCUUUGUUAGAAUAAAAGCAUGAGUGUUGAGUGGAUGGUAAAAGCAGUUGCUUUUGGUCCUAGCUUGUCUAUGGCAUUUUAAAUUAUUUUGAGAUAAAUUACAGGAUAGAUGCAAAAAUAAUAGGCCUUACAAUAAUCUCUGUAAAAAAUUAUAUAAUAUAAAGGAGAGGGAAGGAGGAUAAGGGACAUAGAAUGAAUAGUUUUUUGAGUCUUCAGUGGCAAAAGCCUCAACAUUUCAGAUAAAUCUCUUAAUUUCCUUGAUCAAAUACGUCUCUGGCCUCUCACUAAUUAUUUUUUCUAAUUGUAUUAGACAAUUUCUAUAUAUUAGCUGAAGAAAGUUUGUUGCAUGCUGGUCAAACUAUGUUGUGGCACGCUAUCUUAAUUUUAUUUUUUAAAAAAAGCACAUUUACUGUAAUUCAAGUCAGCAUCUUUUCCUCUUGGUAUGUAGUGAGUACUAGGCAAUAUUGUACAAUGUGUAUGAACUAGAAUAGAUUAGGUAGAUUUAGUGGUUUGUAGCACUGGAUCUUUUAAUAACUAUGUCUUUAAAAGGACCGUGGGGAGCUCCAGGUACAUGCCAGACCUGGCAGCUGAGUAACAGGGCUUCUGUCUUAAGUUAUGCCGAAAACUUUAUAUUGGUACUUAGUUUGGACAUUAUCUACCAGUAAUAGCUAGUUAAUCAUGUUUUCCUGUGUCCAGUAAGAUGAAUGCAACAUUUUUGCAGUCUUUAAUGGGGGGUAGGAGACUAUAUAUGCCAAAAGUUCUCCCCCAGAAAACUUUGUUUAAUGACUGUCUGUUGAAAAGCUCAGUUCCUGUAUGCCUGACAAAUGUGACGUGUCUCUAUCCUACCCCUCCAAAAGCUCUGCAAGCUCAAUGAUGAUCAGUUCAGUUACAACAGGACUACUUAACACCGAGGACUAUCUUCCGUAUGUUUUUAAUCAUGCUAAACGGUCACUGUCAGGGUAAAAAAAAAAAGUUACAGUUUUACUUGUGUUAUUUUUGUUAACGUCUCAGAUUCUGAAAUUUGCAGGCAGUUUUAAUAGUCUGCUCCAUCCUGUUUUCUUCUGCAUUUUUUACGUGGUUGGUUGUAGUCCAGUGGUUCUCGCUUUUGUUUCUACUCACUUCGAAGUCCCAUUUCUCCCCAGUAUGCAAACAUUGCAACCCCUGCCUGGCUGCCACGCACAGCAGAGUCACGCAAACUGGCAAGUGCAGAUGAUCUUCCUUUGUAAAGCAGACUCACAGGAGCCCUUUUGAGAGUGCCCACGGGGUGCUGAGUGAGGCCAGGAGAGUUGCACAGUACCCUACAGGCUAAAUUGUUGCUUCACUCAUGCCUGUGAUUCCUGCACUGACCAUGGUGUAUUAUAGUUAAAAAAGAAGUCUUCUAGUUAUCCAUCAAUUUAAAGACUCCCAGUAUAGCAUCCAAGGCAAGUCUCAGGCUUGGAAUAGCUUAUUUUUCUAAAGCCUAACCCUUUUUUUUUUUCCCCCAAAUUUGACUUGCCAGUUUCUGUCUAAGGUGAUGUGAUAUGACAGUUGGGAUUACCAGUGUGGUUGUGUAAAAAGUAGCAGUUUGCUAGAGUGACAAGCAGCUGAAAACUAAACUUUGGUCCUGUUUGCAAGUCCUGACUGAGUUUUUCCUGUGUCUGAGUCUAGCUGUUAGUUGUAGUCAGGGAGGGGGAGAGAGAGGAAGAGCAGGAGACUUAAAAAAAAAAAAAAAAAAAAAAAAAAAAAGGCAUCAUAUUAUUUGAGACUGAGGAGAGAUAAAUACCUGCCCAGCUCAGGGUUGAUUCUCUGUUCCUUGUGCAUGAAAUACUACAUUUUAAUAGUAAUGGAAGGAUUGCUUGCCAAAAAAAAGAAAGGAGAGCCAGUCCCUAAAUAUUACCUGCAUUACUAUUACCAUGGAAAACAAAGAAAUCCUGAUGCUGAGAGUAUCCCUGAGAGCAGAACGAUCUCUCCCCAGUGGGAAUGCCCUGCACACAGGGAGAGCAGCCUCGCAUGCGGCUUUGUCCUCUUUGUGGUCUGAGCAAAAAGCAGCCUUGACCAUGGUUAGUCCUGGUUUGUUCAGGCAAAAAAUGUGGUAUUUUCCCAGUCUCCUGGUGUUGCUUUCCCUUUGUCCCAACACAGCUGGGACGCCACAGAGCCAAUGCAAGGUCCUCACUCUACAAUUCAGUCCAUGGGUCCGCAUCCUGCAGCUGAAGCUAUGUAGGCAGGCUGGAGCAUCCCUUUUGCACUGCACGCGGGCGUUUGUGUCCACAGGCAGGGUAAGGGCCAGAUGACUUUAUUGUUCAGCCAAGUACAUCCCCACUUUCUUGGCCAUGGAUUGUUUCAAAGGACAUUGCAGAAUUAUUUGCUUUGAAUGAAAAUAUAUAUUUAUUGUUUCUAGCUACCGGAUCCUUUAUCAAUGUACUGUUCUAAAUUUGCAGGUCUUCUGGAGUAUGAAUAUCACAGGUUCCUGUAAAGGAGCUAUUUUUAAGAUGUUGAGGCAGUUAACAGAAUCUCAACCUAAGCAUGUUUAGUAAUGUUUAGACAGCAAGACAACUUUUUUAUGAAACUCAUUUUAAGUUAGUUUAUUACAUGCUGUUGGUAAUAUUUUAAAACAGGAAAAAUAUUUUUCUUUAAAGACAAAAUGAUGUAUGUUUUUUAACAGAGAACAUAAUUUAGUGUUUUCAGAAAUGUUUAAUGUUCUUGGUAUGAAGUUUACUCAUUCUUUUGAUUUCUAUGUUGCUUGUUAUAUUUUAUCAACAUUUUUCCAAAAGAAGAGGCAUAUGUAAAUAAACACCAGAAAAGAGUCCUAUAAGAAAUUCUGUUCAAACUGGCCAUAAAAUUAUUAGUAAAUAUUUGUUAUCAUUCAUUAACUCUUAGCUGCUAUUCAAGCCUUUGUUGAAAGAAUUGAUGUUGUAUUUUCAAGAUGAGAACUACUUAGCUAGUUUUGUCAUAAUCCUGUACUCUGUAUAAAAAUCUUUUUAUAAAGAAAGUCUAAUAGGCUAACAAGCAAUAAUAUAUUCCAUUUGGUGUGCACAGAUUGUGACUUGCAGGCUGUAGUACAUAUUGUUGAUACAAUUUAUAAUUGUCUUCAAUCUCAAUGACAUCACUUUUGAAAAAGAUCCAUAUUAACUUUGAUUGUAAAAAACAAAGACUGGGCUGUUGCCUUGUGAGAUAUAUUCAUCCUAUAGACUUCUCUGUGAGUAUAUGUGCCCAUCAACAUGAAAUCUCCUAGGUGAAUAAUGAAACAGCUGUAGGUGACUUCAUACUACAGAGGUAAAAAAUAGUUUCAAUAUAAACUUCCUGACUGUUUCAAUCUCCCUGUUUUUCUUAGGCUAUCUAGUAUUUGUAACUCAAUGAGAAUGGUUCCCACUGCCACUGUAGCCCUGAUAAAGCAAAAAAGCCUUUGCACUCUGGGGCCACAUGAGUUCUGCCUGACAGCUGCCUAUUUUCCUUGAGAUACCAGGGGCAAGCUAAAGGGAGGGUUUUUUCCAGAGCAGCAGAUUGAGCUGCUGUUCUUUAAACGCUUUGUGGGUUAUUUUGUCCAUUUCAUAGGUAGUAUUUGUGAAUUUUGUUAGAAAAUUCCACCCAAGGCAGAGAGAUUGCACCUUUGCAGAGGAUCACGGGGGACUAACACGUAAAACAGGAACAGGCUGUUCUGUGCCAUUCUUCGGAAGUUGGCUAAUGCUGGGCUCAUCUAAAGAUUUUUCCAAAGUGGCAGGAUCAGGAUAUUGGAUUUUAAGUCAGCUCUAUCAUUGAUGCAGUGCGUAAAAUAAAAUAGCUUCAAAACAGCAUCCCAGUUCAUUGCCUGUGGAUUUCUCGCAGCAUUUCCCGUAGAAAAAAAUCUUCACGUUGUUCUCAAGAUUGCCAGUCUGCUGGCCAUGCAGGCAGCAGGUCACUGGCCCAGUGAUGCUGGGAGCCCUGAUGAAUGAUGAAAUAAUUCAUGGGGUUUUUGUGAAAUGCUUUGAGAAGGAAAAGAGUAAAUGCAAAGUGCUGUCAGUAGAGAAGUCCAGGGUAUACUGAGACCUGGAGCAAGCAUCUAAAAUGAAAUUGCAGCUACCAAAUUUGAGUCAAAGAUUUAGAAAAGAGGAUGAUCAGUGAAAACCUUUUCGUGUUUACCCCAGUGCACACCUGCCAAGGUGUGUAUGUUUGUGGAUGUCCAUAUGUGUGCAUCUGUAUGAAUGUAUACAGGCACACAGUGCACAGUAGCACUUUGGAAAAUGCCAGGUUCCCUUAGGGAGGUGAAAUCCUCCGAAGGGGCUGGCUGGUUGUGCAAACAAUGUCUCAUUCUCUUGUAUGAGCCCUUUGCCCACGCAAGACCCAGCAGUCAAGUCUGUGGGAAACUCGUGAAAACUGGCAUGGCAGAGCCCCAGAGCUGUGCUCCUGCUGCGCCCUGCAUGUAUCUGACAGUCUGCCUGGCUUUCCAGCGUGCAUCUGUGAACGUGGUAGUUCCCCAGGGAGUUUGCAAGUGCUUAGGUAUUCUCAAAAUGUGGCUAACGAGUCUUAAACUCACACUGCCAGAUUCCGCUCUGCUCAGUGACCAACAUCCCAGUGAUCAAGCAGCCGCACAUCCGUCCCUAGCCCCAGCUGCUCACCCAGGACAGCAGCAUCAGACUCAUUCCUGGGGAACCUCAAGCUCUUCUUGUGAAGUAGACACCCUUCUGCCCUCCCUUCCCUGUGAUAGCUGCUCUCAUCCUGGUGGAGGAGAGGAACCGGGGAGAGUUUCUUGUAGCAUUUGGUUCUUUGCACUUUAGCAGCUGAAACUGAGAAGGAGCCAGCACCAGCCCUUUACAGAGCACCAGCAAACAGAGGCUACGACCUAACGAUUUCCCUUCAUGACUUUCCAGUAGCUAAAAUGGCAACCAAAGCUAUAUUGUUAAACCCCGCUCUGCCACGUCAGUAGACAGCCUUUGCAUUUACACUGCAUGCUGGGCACCUCGUGGGCUUGAGACCCCUAUGCGUGGGAAGGAAAGGGCUUUGUCUUGCAGAGAGGCCAUGUGGGCAAACGCAGCGCGUGCGCAGCAGUGAGCUCUGCUCACUGAGUGGGCAUUGAGGCAGAAGCAACCCGAGGAAAGAAUUGAGGCACACCUGCUGAAGCCAUGCCCACAAGCUUUCCAGGAGCUAGGGUUUUGUAGUUGCUUGGGUGCCACAGAUUGGGAUAGCUGCCCACUGGCGCUCCAGAUCCCCCUAAACACCAGCCUGGAACUUUAAAUCCUGCAGCAGUUUUUUCUUUGGGGCUGUUGCUCCUUACCCAGUGCUGCUCACUGGUCUCUGCUUUUGGUGAUUCCAUCUCCUCGACCUGGAGCUGGUUUUGGCUUUGUUUGGAGCAAGGAAGAAUGAGGUUUGGAGAGUGAAUCCAAGGCAUGUUCCCCCAGCCUCACUGUGCUGGGCUUGCCUUCCUCCUGCGAGCUGCAGGCUGCUCCCUGCGCCAGGUGGAAAGGGCAUCCUGGGGAUGCAGUGCCUCACCUAAGACCCCCUCACACAGCACUGCCAUGGCCUGCCACCCACCUGGGAUGCCAGUGUCCCGCCUGCGUUCUGUGGCAGUCCUGAAUUCAGACCACGGGGUCCUUGCUUUCCCGUCCUUGGUAGGAGCUAGGGGUCUUCUGCACGGGCUCUGCAACCCACGCAGGCGUGAUGUGCCAUACAGAUGGCCAGAAGAAGGCAGGGACGGGGAAGGAGCUGCCUCUGUGCUGGCCAGGGAGAAGGGGAGCUCCCAGCGAGCUUUCCUCCAGGUUCCCUUUGCUUUCCCCUGCGCCCGUUGCUCCUUACAUGGGUUCUCCCUUCCCUCUCGAUAUGAGGCCUUAUUCCAACCCGAGGGGACUGAGGCUGCCCGCAGCAUCUCUUUGCACUGAAGCACCCAUCCCACGCUGCCUGCGGGGAGCCCCGGGGCGGUGCUGCAGAGCUGGCCUCUGCUCGGGGAUGGAGCUACCACCCCCAGCACAUCCACGCUCUCACCUCCCCCGCACCAGCGUGCUGGCGCUCUGCCUUGUACCCCCGCUGCCCAGGAGCCUGGCCAUGGUAGGGAAAUCUGCUUUCAUGGGGUUAAACCUUUUUACUUCAUUAAUUACUCCACGAAAACUGAUGGCUUUGCAGGGGCACUACACGGUUGCUUCCUCUCCUCUUGCCUUUCCGUAGGAGUGGGGGCAGCUGAUCUGCUCUUUUUGGCCUCUGUAACCCUCUCUAAAACUUUUUUGGAGAUUUUUAACAUCAUCCGGUGAGAUGUAAUCUCCGUGGAGCCAGAGGGAACACAGGCACUGGAGCCAGGCAGCCUGCUUGCCACUGUGGCGAGUUGCUUGCGAGGUGCGUGGGCUGCCUUGGGUGGAAGGUGGGAUGCUGUCCCGGCAGCGCCGGUGGGAUGCCGGCUGCUCAUCUGUAGUCAGGAGAGGAUUCUGCUAUACUUUUUUCCUGUCUGUAGGUUUUAUUCAGACAAUAUGUAAUGAUUGAGUGAUUUACAAUUCAGUGUUAAGCUAAUGAAAAUGUUGAUAAUGGUGAUAAUAAAACCUUUUUUUUUUCCUA
Molecule: messenger RNA, 9198 nt
Organism: Harpia harpyja (harpy eagle)
Lineage: Eukaryota; Metazoa; Chordata; Aves; Accipitriformes; Accipitridae
Gene: RIMS4
Product: regulating synaptic membrane exocytosis 4
Exons: 6
Coding region: 295-1107 (270 amino acids)
Biological process (GO): regulation of synaptic plasticity; regulation of membrane potential; positive regulation of synaptic transmission
Cellular component (GO): presynaptic membrane; cytoskeleton of presynaptic active zone
Molecular function (GO): small GTPase binding; transmembrane transporter binding
Source: RefSeq, a predicted model, not a curated record